This is a messenger RNA of Sinocyclocheilus grahami, 1699 nucleotides long. RefSeq names its product beta-1,4-galactosyltransferase 4-like. The transcript has 4 exons. Gene Ontology annotation, molecular function: galactosyltransferase activity. Bases 789 to 1484 code for a protein of 231 amino acids. The record is from RefSeq and is a predicted model, not a curated record. Gene Ontology annotation, biological process: carbohydrate metabolic process. Gene Ontology annotation, cellular component: Golgi apparatus. Lineage: Eukaryota; Metazoa; Chordata; Actinopteri; Cypriniformes; Cyprinidae.
GCUAUCAAAUAGUUCCACUACAAAUUAAAUAAAGUAACGAUAGUCUUCGCUUUCUAUUCAUUUGAAAGGAGGACAAAAUAAUUCAUAUUUUAAACAUGAUCUCAAGACGUCGAAAUAAAGCACAUGUCGUAAAUGCUAAUUUUAAGGCAUGAUAAACCGAUUUCAAAUGACAUUUUUCAAGUGACAGUCAAAUUUGAGAUAAUAUACAUUAUCACAAUUAUCUUAUACUACAGACCCGGGGUUGUUAUCCUUUUUUCCCCCCACCCAGCCAUGAUAUACAAUGUUAUUUCUUUCCUCUAUAAAGUAAAACGUAACAAACGAAAAGUGACUAACGUUAGACAUAAUUCGAAAACAGGACCUUCAGCAGCACAUUCGCAAGCACUAGCUAAAAACAAUACACUUUAUAAAUAGUUUGACGUGGCAAGGACAAGAGAAGGUCCUGUUACAAAGAAAACAAAUGAUGAAAUGCACACAACAGACUUAAAGUAACGUUAGUGAAGUGUCAACAAGAAACGUGAGAAGAGGGGCGUAGAAGUGACAGGCUAUGAACAGCAUUGCUCCGGGUGAAAAACCUGAAGAAUGUGACUUAACAGCUUUUUCGUAAAAGACUUCUCACAAGUUACUUCAGCUGAUGCAUUCCCCUCAAGUGAACAAUGAAUGAAAAAACAGAUGAAAGAGACUUUUGGAGGAACUCUUGUCAACUUUGAGUGCUUGUUUAUCUUCCAGCAGAUGCUCAGAUGUCUCCUGCUUGCUGUUUUCUGGAUUUCACCUCAAACUAAACUUCACUCAUGGGCCUCUUUCCAGCCAUGUCCAAGUUCAUACGGAAGGGGAAGUGUCUGUUUCUUCUACUGUUGUGUCUUUGCGUUGUAGCGUGGAUAGCAACACUGUCAAAUGAUGACACAGUUGAGCCUGUCCAGGAGGGAUCAAAUCCUCCUGAAGAUAAGAGUGUCGAGGGGUUUGCUAAGCUGGAGCUGGAAUCAGAGAUGAUGCAGAGCAUAGAGGAGCGUGUAGAAGAGCAGGCUGCCAAAGAGAGCUGUCCAGAGCACUCGCCCCUGCUCCGAGGCGCUUUCAAGCUGUCAUUUGAUCCCUCGCUGAAGAUAGGGCAGGUAGAGAGUGAAAACGGGGAGGUGGUGGAGGGUCAAUAUAACCCCUCUGACUGUACGGCCAGGCAGAGUGUGGCCAUCCUUAUCCCUCACAGAAACAGAGAAAAGCACCUGCUCUACCUCCUCUACCACCUUCACCCGUUCUUACAGAGGCAGCAGCUUCACUACGCCAUUUAUGUCAUUCACCAGGCUGGAGAUGCUACAUUUAACAGGGCAAAGUUAUUAAAUGUUGGCUACCUCGAGGCUCUGAAAGACCACAGCUGGGACUGUUUCAUCUUCCAUGAUGUUGAUCUAGUUCCUGAGAAUGAUCAAAAUUUAUACAUGUGUGAGGAUCAGCCUAAGCACUUAGUAGUGGGGAGAAAUUCCACUGGGUACAAGUGAGUAAUGCAGUCUUCUUCAUUGAACAAACACAUUCUUAUCCAGGGCAAAUUACAAUACAUUCUUGGCACAGACAACAUCCGGGUUAGACGUGCAACACGUAAAUCAAUACAAGCAGUACUGUUUCUCUCUAAAAUACUAAAGCAACAAAAGUGCUGGGAGUAACUAAAAGCAGUGACACUACUAGUUUAUUUUUAUUUUUCAGCAGUCUGAUUUAG